GCAGAUUUCCAUGUAAGGGGCGGACCGCUAUUUUCGGCCGCCGACCGAUAUGGAUAAAGGGACCCCACGAAGCCGACACUGCGCCACUCGCCGCUCUCGCCGGUCUCUUGCACGACGUACAAAACGCGAUCCUGAGCGAUCGUCCGCCGAUCUCUUUUUCUCGGCUCUACGAAACACAUUAGUAAACGAAAGUAAUACUAACAGCCAAUCAAGAUGUGCGACGAUGAUGUUGCGGCAUUAGUUGUGGACAAUGGGUCCGGUAUGUGCAAGGCCGGAUUCGCAGGGGACGAUGCACCGCGUGCCGUGUUCCCUAGCAUCGUCGGCCGCCCCCGUCAUCAGGGCGUAAUGGUCGGUAUGGGUCAAAAAGACAGCUACGUUGGCGACGAGGCGCAAAGUAAGAGAGGUAUAUUGACAUUAAAGUAUCCUAUAGAACAUGGUAUCAUCACCAAUUGGGAUGACAUGGAGAAGAUUUGGCAUCACACCUUCUACAACGAAUUGCGUGUAGCUCCCGAAGAACAUCCGGUUCUUCUUACGGAAGCACCUCUGAAUCCGAAAGCUAAUCGUGAGAAGAUGACGCAGAUUAUGUUUGAAACUUUCAACAGCCCGGCCAUGUACGUUGCUAUCCAGGCCGUCCUUUCAUUGUACGCCUCCGGUCGUACCACCGGUAUUGUCCUGGACUCCGGUGACGGUGUCUCUCACACCGUACCCAUCUACGAAGGUUACGCCCUUCCCCAUGCCAUCCUCCGUCUGGACUUGGCCGGACGCGAUCUUACCGACUACCUCAUGAAGAUCCUUACCGAAAGAGGCUACAGCUUCACCACCACAGCCGAGCGAGAAAUCGUCCGCGACAUCAAAGAGAAACUGUGCUAUGUCGCCCUGGACUUUGAACAAGAAAUGGCCACCGCUGCCGCCAGCACUUCUCUCGAGAAGAGCUACGAGUUGCCUGAUGGUCAGGUCAUUACCAUUGGUAACGAGAGGUUCCGUUGCCCCGAAGCGCUGUUCCAGCCUUCCUUCCUGGGUAUGGAAUCUUGCGGUAUCCACGAGACCGUUUACAAUUCCAUCAUGAAAUGCGACGUCGACAUUCGCAAAGAUUUAUAUGCUAAUACCGUUCUCUCCGGUGGCACCACCAUGUACCCUGGUAUCGCUGAUCGUAUGCAAAAGGAAAUCACCGCUCUCGCUCCUUCAACCAUCAAGAUCAAGAUCAUCGCUCCACCCGAAAGGAAAUACUCCGUAUGGAUCGGUGGUUCCAUCCUGGCCUCUUUGUCUACCUUCCAGCAGAUGUGGAUUUCCAAGCAAGAAUACGACGAAUCCGGCCCCGGUAUCGUUCACCGCAAAUGCUUCUAAAAAAUACACCGUCAAGAAUUAAUCAAACGUUCAUUCAAGCACCAUCACCAUGACUCUUUUCGUUCCCUUAUUUAUCUCCUUUUCUAUACACACGGUAUGCACUUACAAAUUAUACAAUAUUCAUGACAGGAUACAAAGAUACGAGAAAAGGGAAGGAAAAGAGAGAUAAAGAGGAAAAGAGAAAAAGAGAGAGAUGAGAUAUGAGACGAGAUCGCAGAAAAAAAAAAACCAAUUACUCAAGUGCCUUUAUGCUACACAUUUACUGUACUUUGUAGUUUAUACAACACGACUAUUUGUUUAUAUAUGAAUGUUAAUUAAUUUAUUGAUAAUCUUUUCGACAAUCUGAGUAAUGAGUUCUUUUCCGCCCAUAUAUUAACGUACGCAUACAUAUGUACCUAUAUAUAUUAUGCACACAAAACAUGUUCGCUCACUGACGAUCGUGCAAGUUUGACAUUUGCGACACUCGUAACGUGAUUAUCGACUACAACAAUGAGGGAUAUGAUCAGGCACAUCCGGCCACAUCGAUGUCGGCUCACAUAUGGCUGUCCGGCAAAUCGCGUUCUUAUUGUACCUUACAAUUAAUUGACAAUAUAAUAAUAAAAUCGUAUGUUAUGUAAUAACUCCA
Formica exsecta is the source of this 1969-nucleotide messenger RNA. RefSeq names its product actin, muscle. Gene Ontology annotation, biological process: mitotic cytokinesis. The record is from RefSeq and is a predicted model, not a curated record. Lineage: Eukaryota; Metazoa; Arthropoda; Insecta; Hymenoptera; Formicidae. The coding region runs from base 214 to 1344 and encodes 376 amino acids. The transcript is spliced from 3 exons.